AUGCGGUUGGUGCUCCACGAGCUGGGCCUGUUGGUGUAUGCUGUCAAUGUUCACUCUGUGAUUCAGGAGACCUGGUGCAUGUGGAGGCCCACAAAAAAAAUCUUCUCGGUGUCCUCCUCCAUGUUGGUCAAGCUGUGUCCUCAUGGUUGGAGUCAGGUGGAGACAAACUUUUUCCUGCCUGUACUGCACAUCACUGAGUGGGCCCUGGCCUACUGCUAUCUCUGGAGACGGGUGUAUAGAACAACAACACAUGUUCCACGGGAAUUAGGACAGAUCAUGGAUUCAGAAACAUUUGAAAAAUCUCGUCUGUAUCAGCUGGACAAAAGUACUUUCAGCUUUUGGUCAGGCCUGUAUUCAGAGGUUGAGGGCACUAUGAUUCUCCUUUGUGGAGGAAUUCCUUUUCUCUGGAAUCUGUCUGGUCAGAUCUCUGGUCGUGCUGGGUUUGGACCAGAAUAUGAGAUUGUUCAGUCAUUGGUAUUUCUGCUGCUUGCAACACUCUUCAGUGCAGUGACUGGUCUCCCAUGGAGUUUAUAUAACACAUUUGUCAUAGAAGAGAAACAUGGCUUCAAUCAACAGACACUGGGAUUUUUUUUUAAGGAUGCUAUCAAGAAGUUUAUCGUGACCCAGUGUAUUCUGUUGCCAGUGACAUCCCUUCUGCUUUACAUUAUUAAAAUAGGAGGAGACUACUUCUUCAUCUAUGCCUGGCUCUUCACGUUAGUUGUUUCCUUGGUGCUUGUUACAAUCUAUGCAGACUAUAUUGCACCUUUGUUUGAUAAAUUCAUUCCGCUUCCUGAGGGAGAGCUCAAGCAACAAAUUGAAACAAUGGCAAAGAGCAUUGACUUCCCAUUGACUAAGGUGUAUGUUGUUGAAGGUUCUAAGCGUUCUUCUCAUAGCAAUGCUUAUUUCUACGGAUUCUUCAAGAAUAAGCGGAUAGUACUCUUUGACACCCUCCUGGAAGAUUAUUCUGCAUUGAACAAAGAGCCAGCAGAAGGAGAAGAUGGUGAGAAUGAAGAGACAAAGUCUAAAACCAAAAAUAAGAAACAAGGAUGUAAAAAUGAAGAAGUUCUGGCUGUACUUGGUCAUGAAUUGGGUCACUGGAAACUAGGUCACACUGUCAAAAAUAUUAUCAUUAGCCAGAUGAAUUCCUUCCUCUGCUUCUUCUUGUUUGCUGUGUUAAUUGGUCGAAAAGAACUCUUUGCUGCAUUUGGUUUCUAUGACACCCAGCCUACCCUGAUAGGCUUGAUGAUUAUUUUCCAGUUUAUUUUUUCACCUUACAAUGAGGUUCUCUCAUUUUGUUUGACUGUAUUAAGCCGACGAUUUGAGUUUCAAGCAGAUGCAUUUGCCAAGGAACUUGGGAAGGCUAAAGACCUGUAUUCUGCUUUGAUCAAGCUAAACAAAGAUAAUUUAGGAUUCCCUGUUUCUGACUGGAUCUUUUCAAUGUGGCAUUACUCCCAUCCACCCCUUUUAGAAAGACUUCAGGCCUUGAAAGAUGCAAAGCAAGAGUGACAGGAAUCAUUGUUGGUUCAGAGACAGUGCUUCCAUCUCAGAAGCAAAGUUCACAGCUGCUUUUUAAUUUCUUUUUAAAAAUGGAUAAUGCCAAUUAAGUGCAAUGUUAACAGCACCACAGAUCUGAGAAUCCUGAAACAGGUAUUAAAUUAUAAAUGACUUUUUUUAACAAAAACAAAACUGUGGAACUUAAAGUAGAAAAAGCACUGGGUGAAGACCUUCCCCAAACACACACUGGCUUUUAUCUCCAUAUCAUAGUAUAGACUUCUAAAGGGAGAAAAACAAAAGUAUAGACUUCAAAGCACCUAUUUCUUCAGUUUGUGUAUGCCUUGAACAUUGCUUUUGAUCCUUUUCCCAUUCUCAGCAUUCUGUGAACCUUCCCAAAUCUCAACCCUCUUCACAAUGAAGAGGAUUUGAGUGACUUGAUUUCUUGUAUAAUAAUACUUGUACUCGCCAGUCACUGUUUUGUGUUUUAAAAAGCUGAAUGCAAGUACAGGCCUUUCUCCUGGAUUCAUGUCUGUCGUAAUUGAAAAUGAUACUUAAUAAAACCUCCUGUCUCUGAAGUGUAGGAAGAAGGAUGAAUUACAGUUGAGGAAAUGUACCAUGGCUUCCUUAAAAAUGAGCACUAGUUGGUAUUUAGUAGCAUUGUAGUGGGAUUAGGCUCCUCCUCCACCGUGCUGCUGGGGGUGUGGAAGGAUGUUAUGGAGAAUCAGAACAGGACCCACAUGUUAGAGAAAGUUGCUAAUUCUCUGUUGUUCUCCCUUUUGCCUGUGAGUGGAAUGGUUAACAGCUUUUCCGCACCUCAGUUCCUCCAUUUCUGUUGUCCUUUGCCUAAUUUUUUUGUGUAUAUGGAAGUGUCCAGUUGCUCAGACAGUGUAUCAGAGCUGAACUUUCAUUCUGAGGGGGUUUGUCCUCCACUCCGUGGAGGGUUUUCCAUUAAUAUGAAUCUAGCUGAAAUAGCAGUGUUGGAAUACUUAGAAAAUAUUCCUCAUUGUUUUUCUGAUAUAAAUAGCCCAAGACACAGUUUGUUCAUAUAGGUUAGUGAAGGACAAAGUGAAAAUUGCGAAAAUGGCUUCUGCAGUGAUUAUCUCAGAUUUUUCUGAUGAAAGGUGGAAUUAAAUUUACUUUUGUUGACAUAAAGAUAAAAGUUAAAUAUAAGUUUGUAUGUGCCAUACAAAUGUUUUGGACCAGACUGAAUGCACAUACUUCAUAUAAAAAUCAGAUUUUAUAUCUGUGGUAAAUUAAAAAGUUCUGCUCAGCUAUGUACAAAGAGAAAAGUCGUCAAAGCAAAUUCUCAUUGCUUCAGAUGUCAGAGUGUUCUCUGACUUUACUGUUAGCUUAAAUUUGCUUUUCUGAUCAUAGGGAAAAAUGCCUUAUAAGAUGAUGGGCAUGAUGAUGUCUCAGGUGCAACAAGAUACAAGAUGUUGCUGGAAGCCCUUUGUAUGCCUUAUUCUAAUUGUGUUUAUACCCUAGCAAAUAUGAAGCUGAACUAUAGAUAUGGACUUAGGAGACAGUUUUACAAACAUGGGGAGCCUAUAUUUGUCAUGUUAACUGCAUUUAAUAAAUGGCCCUUAAAAUUAAAAG
Messenger RNA from Aptenodytes forsteri (emperor penguin), 3090 nucleotides. RefSeq names its product zinc metallopeptidase STE24 (gene ZMPSTE24). Gene Ontology annotation, cellular component: endoplasmic reticulum membrane. Gene Ontology annotation, molecular function: metalloendopeptidase activity. Bases 1 to 1506 code for a protein of 501 amino acids. Gene Ontology annotation, biological process: CAAX-box protein processing. NCBI's taxonomy places the organism in Eukaryota, Metazoa, Chordata, Aves, Sphenisciformes, Spheniscidae. The record is from RefSeq and is a predicted model, not a curated record. The transcript has 10 exons.